This is a messenger RNA of Alosa alosa (allis shad), 2202 nucleotides long. It is a transcript of the gene il11a, whose product is annotated as interleukin 11a. The coding region runs from base 449 to 1039 and encodes 196 amino acids. Gene Ontology annotation, molecular function: cytokine activity; growth factor activity. Gene Ontology annotation, cellular component: cytoplasm. The transcript has 5 exons. Gene Ontology annotation, biological process: positive regulation of cell population proliferation; positive regulation of MAPK cascade. Lineage: Eukaryota; Metazoa; Chordata; Actinopteri; Clupeiformes; Clupeidae. The record is from RefSeq and is a predicted model, not a curated record.
CCUACACACUCUCGCAUCCACCUCUGUCUUUCUCUCUCUCCCCAUCUCUUUUUCCCUCUCAGUCUACUUGUCUCUUUAUGUGUCCAUAUCUGUCUUACCAUGCCACUGCGCACGGAUUAAAGGAUCUAAACCGAAACUUUAUCGAGGAAAAACUUUUCAUACAUUGAUUUUAUUUCUCGAUCCGACUAUUCUCAUUCAUUCACUUCUUCAUUCAUUCAUUCAUUCAAACCAUCGCUCCCUAUCCGCACAGCCUGUGCUACCUAUCACCACCGUCAGUCUUUUUGAGCGGACAGUGUCAAGGAAAGAAGACAUCUGGAGCACGUGACUCUUUCCGGACUUCCAUUUAUUUAUUAAUUUGACGCGUUUAUUUAUUUAUUUAUCCAACUAUUUAUAUAUAGCAUACUCUGUUUAUUUAUUUUUGGUUGGAACUCCUGGGAUCCGAACAAAUAUGAAAUUGCUGGUUGACUCCUCAUCCUUGCUCCUGUCGCUGCUGUUGGCCCAGCUGCCAUUGUUUACAUCUGCAAAGCCGCUGCGAUACCCCGUCCAUAAUGACUUUGACAAGCUAACCAAUCAAACAAAACAUCUGCUGAAACUCACACAAGAUCUACUGAAAGAACACUCCCUUGACACGGAGAUUGAGAACCACAGAUUCAAGUCUCUCCCAUCCAUGGGCAACCGAGCAACAGAUCUCAGCUCACUAGAGCUGAAGCCCACUCUCUCCCAGCUCCAUGCCGACCUCAGGUCCUUCGAGCAUCACUUUGAUUGGCUGCACCGAAUCACACAGAAGCAUAAACACUCCUCCAUACCCAAACUCAUGGAAAUCAUUCACCAGAUCAAGAUCCUUAUGAACUCCCUCCAGCGACAGAUGGGCAGAAUGGAGGCUCCCCGGCUCCCCUUUCCCAAUCCCUCUAUGCCUCCACACCCAGCCUUCCACUGGGAGGUGGCCCAGUCCUCUAUAGAGCUCCUCCAGCAGUUCCGUCUCUUCUGUGACUGGGCAACAAGGGCAUUCCUCACCUUAAAGUCCAAGGUCCCAGCAUGAUGACGUCUCCACCGUCUCUAUCCAGCCACAAUAUCCACACUUUUUGCACCAGUUUCCAGUGUCCAGGUUAUGAAUGGCCAACGUCCUAAUAGCCAUCAGCCGUGUUCGGUCUACACAUACAUUUCCUGUAUCAGCAGUUGCUCAUCAAGUACACUGGUAUAGGUUAGAGUUCAUCUGAAGUACCACAACCACAUUGCAGCAAUUUACCCAAGUCCUGUGAUCUAACCAUGCCAGCACGCGGCAUGUCCCCAUUGAGGCCAUCAGUAGGCCACUGCCGUUGCCUUAUAUUCCUUGUCCUCCUCUUUUUCCUAUAAAUCUUUGAUCCUAUUUGUUAUUUAUAUAUUUAUUUAUUUAUUAUUGUUAGUUAUUUAUUUGGUGUCAUUAUUUAUUUGAUUUUGUGACAUGUUUUACAUUUGCUGUCUCUCCAUUCAUGCAUUAAUUAUUUUUUUAGACUUGUUCCUCUGUAUCUCGUUCCUGUGAUGCCUUUGCUUCAUAGGAUAACACAUUCCACGUAGCACUUGUGUAUCUUAAACUGUCAUAGUAAACUGAUUGUACUUACGUGUAAAGGGCAAGUCGGGGAGUUUGUUGUACCCCAAAAUGGAAUUCUUAGGAUACAAUAUUCUGCCACUAGAUGUAGCAAUAGUUGGGAGUUUGAUGACAGUGCCAUAUGCCUUUAAAAUGUGUAGAUAGAGUUGCAAAGCACUGACCUGUUUCAUCUUUUUUUUCUUUGCACAAAAUGUGUUGGGUUUGCAUCAAGAUGCAGUUUAAUUUCAAGAAACAUCAAACCGAAGCCUUAAAAUACUAUGUAUUGUGAUAUUGUGAGACUAUGGUACUGUACAGUGUACAUACCAGAAUGUAAAAUGUUGAAUACAAUGCAAAUGUCUAUUAUAUUGUAGUUUUCUAUGAUAUAAUUUCCAGUACUCCUAUCACUAUCACUAUCAUUGUGUCGCAAUAUCAAUAUUACUCUGUUUUUAGUAUUUUGAUACAGUAUUUUUAAUUUAUUAUAUUUUUUUCAAUAUUAUUUAUUUUCAUCACAAAGAAGCCAGCCUUCUUAAGUUUGUUUUAUACUUUUAUACUUAAACUUAUUAAAAUCUUUAUUGCUGCAAUCAUCUCUUCAUAUUGUUUUUUUUAAACUGAGGCUACAACAUCCAUCAGUGAAUGUU